AUGGCCUUGUCUGAGAUUCAAAACGUCGAGAAGGAGAAUGUGCCUGCCUGCCUCGUCGCCUCUUAUAUGCAAAGUUCGUUUCAGAAGGAACUUCAACCGCACAAGAUUAUUGAAACUAAAAUUGAGAAUACGCCGAAAGCGGAGAGUGUCGGCGUGGAAGAGGAAUAUGUGAACCCUCUCGAUAAGGACGAGCCACUUCUUCAGGACACCGACAAUCGUUUCGUGAUUUUCCCGUUGAAACACAGAAAUGUUUGGGAGUUCUACAAGAAGGCGGUUGCAUCGUUUUGGACCGUCGAAGAGGUCGACCUUGGAAAAGACAUGAAUGACUGGGACAAGAUGAACGGCGACGAGCAAUACUUCAUCUCGCGAGUGUUGGCGUUCUUCGCCGCUUCCGAUGGAAUCGUCAACGAGAAUUUGUGCGAACGUUUUUCCAACGAAGUAAAAAUAACCGAGGUCCGCUUCUUUUAUGGUUUCCAAAUUGCAAUCGAGAAUAUUCAUUCGGAGAUGUACUCGAAACUCAUCGAAACCUACAUUCGUGACGAGAAGGAGAGAAACACGUUGUUCAACGCUGUUUUCGAGUUUGAGUUCAUCAAAAAGAAGGCCGAUUGGGCACUUCGUUGGAUUUCCGACAAAAAGGCUUCAUUCGCUGAGAGACUCAUCGCUUUUGCAGCUGUCGAAGGCAUCUUCUUUUCUGGUUCAUUCGCGGCCAUUUUCUGGCUUAAGAAAAGAGGAUUGAUGCCUGGAUUGACCCAUUCGAAUGAGUUGAUUUCAAGAGACGAGGGACUCCAUCGUGACUUUGCGUGUCUUCUGUACUCGAUGUUGAAAAAGAAAUUGUCGCAAGAGAGAAUCUAUGAGAUUAUUCGUGAUGCUGUCGUCAUCGAACAGGAAUUCCUCACCGAAGCUCUUCCAGUCGACAUGAUCGGAAUGAACUGUCGUCUCAUGUCGCAAUACAUCGAAUACGUCGCUGAUCAUUUGCUCGUCGAACUUGGCUGUGCUCGUUUGUACAACAAGAAGAACCCGUUCGAUUUUAUGGAGAACAUUUCCAUUGAAGGAAAAACCAACUUCUUCGAGAAGCGUGUCGCCGAGUACCAGCGUCCAGGUGUUAUGACAAAGGAUGCCGAGCGACUAUUCGAUUUGGAGGCCGAUUUCUGA
Caenorhabditis bovis is the source of this 1152-nucleotide messenger RNA. Lineage: Eukaryota; Metazoa; Nematoda; Chromadorea; Rhabditida; Rhabditidae. The record is from the annotation of a GenBank genome assembly.